Rattus norvegicus (Norway rat) is the source of this 3179-nucleotide messenger RNA. RefSeq names its product solute carrier family 13 member 3 (gene Slc13a3). The record is from RefSeq and is marked provisional. Bases 29 to 1831 code for a protein of 600 amino acids. The transcript has 13 exons. Gene Ontology annotation, cellular component: plasma membrane; membrane. Lineage: Eukaryota; Metazoa; Chordata; Mammalia; Rodentia; Muridae. Gene Ontology annotation, biological process: L-aspartate transmembrane transport; alpha-ketoglutarate transport; sodium ion transmembrane transport. Gene Ontology annotation, molecular function: solute:sodium symporter activity; transmembrane transporter activity.
GGCCGCCCGGUCUCCGGCGAUCGCGCGGAUGGCGGCGCUGGCGGCGCUGGCCAAGAAGGUGUGGAGCGCGCGGCGCCUGCUGGUGCUGCUGCUGGUGCCGCUGGCUCUGCUGCCCAUUCUCUUCGCCCUGCCGCCCAAGGAAGGCCGUUGCCUGUAUGUCAUCUUGCUCAUGGCGGUGUAUUGGUGCACAGAGGCCCUGCCCCUGUCAGUGACGGCUCUUCUGCCCAUCAUCCUCUUCCCCUUCAUGGGUAUUCUACCCUCCAGCAAGGUCUGUCCCCAGUACUUCCUCGACACCAACUUCCUCUUCCUCAGCGGCCUGAUCAUGGCCAGUGCCAUUGAGGAACGGAACUUGCACCGGAGAAUCGCCCUCAAGGUCCUCAUGCUGGUUGGGGUCCAGCCUGCAAGGCUCAUCCUGGGGAUGAUGGUGACCACGUCAUUCCUGUCUAUGUGGCUGAGCAACACGGCUUCCACCGCAAUGAUGCUGCCCAUCGCCAGUGCCAUCCUCAAGAGCCUCUUUGGCCAGCGCGACGCUCGGAAGGACCUUCCCCGGGAAGGCGAGGACAGCACAGCUGCUGUGCGGGGAAAUGGACUUCGAACAGUGCCCACGGAGAUGCAGUUUCUCGCCAGUUCAGAAGGAGGCCACGCUGAGGAUGUAGAGGCCCCACUGGAGUUGCCUGAUGACUCCAAGGAGGAGGAACAUCGCAGGAACAUCUGGAAGGGCUUCCUCAUUUCCAUUCCCUACUCAGCCAGCAUCGGGGGCACCGCCACCCUCACAGGCACAGCCCCCAACCUCAUCCUGCUCGGCCAGCUCAAGAGUUUCUUUCCACAGUGUGAUGUGGUAAAUUUUGGCUCCUGGUUCAUCUUUGCCUUCCCUCUCAUGCUGCUGUUCCUACUGGUGGGCUGGCUCUGGAUCUCCUUCCUCUACGGUGGAAUGAGCUGGAGGGGCUGGAGGAAGAAGAACUCGAAGUUACGAGACGUUGCAGAGGAUAAGGCUAAAGCUGUGAUUCAGGAGGAGUUCCAGAACCUAGGGCCCAUCAAGUUUGCUGAACAGGCUGUCUUCAUCUUGUUCUGCUUGUUUGCCAUCCUCCUCUUCUCCCGGGACCCGAAGUUUAUCCCUGGCUGGGCCAGCCUCUUCGCCCCUGGGUUUGUUUCAGAUGCUGUCACCGGUGUGGCCAUUGUCACCAUCCUGUUCUUCUUCCCUUCCCAGAAGCCCUCACUCAAGUGGUGGUUUGACUUCAAAGCUCCCAACUCGGAGACAGAGCCCCUGCUGAGCUGGAAGAAGGCCCAGGAGACAGUGCCCUGGAAUAUCAUCCUUCUCCUGGGAGGUGGCUUUGCCAUGGCCAAAGGCUGUGAGGAGUCGGGGCUGUCUGCGUGGAUCGGUGGGCAGCUGCACCCCCUAGAGCAUGUUCCCCCACUGCUGGCUGUGCUACUCAUCACUGUGGUCAUCGCCUUCUUCACAGAGUUCGCCAGCAACACGGCCACCAUCAUCAUCUUCCUGCCUGUCCUGGCAGAGCUGGCCAUCCGACUGCACGUGCACCCCUUGUACCUGAUGAUCCCGGGCACGGUCAGCUGUUCCUACGCCUUCAUGCUGCCGGUCUCGACGCCCCCCAACUCUAUUGCCUUCUCCACUGGACACUUGCUGGUCAAAGACAUGGUGCGGACCGGCCUUCUGAUGAACCUGAUGGGUGUCCUGCUGCUCAGCCUGGCCAUGAACACCUGGGCACAGGCCAUCUUCCAGCUGGGCACCUUCCCAGACUGGGCCAACACCCACGCUGCCAAUGUGACCGCACUGCCACCCGCCUUGACCAACAACACAGUUCAAACCCUCUGAACACUGAUGGGGACUUCUUUUUCCGGCUGGGCGUUCCUCCCAGCGGGUUGUUGCUGUUGUUGCUGCUGGGAUCCUACAAGCUGAUCGAGUAAUUCUUCCCUGUAAUCUGCUAGGAGGCUGCCAGCCAGGUUCCCUGGGCCACAGGCUCACUGUCUGCAGCGCCUUCUCUUUCUUUCUCAUGCAUUUCAAAGCUAACUCCUGCACCUGAUGCCUGAGGAACAGGCUUUUCUCACCGAGCUGGUCUGUGGCCACGGUGUGGGGAAAGUCCACUUGAGCCACAAGCUGAAAUGGCGAGGCUGAAGUGGUGUUUGUUUUGCAACACCUAGGGUCGAGGGUAUCGAGACAGGAGGAGCUAUGUGACUGCAAAGCUCCAGAUGUUACAGAUGUUCACAGCUGGCUGGAUUCUGCCUUUUCUGUUUAACCAUCUCCCUUGCAGAUGAUACCUGGCAGCUAGAGGUCGGCUUCCAUUGCCUGAGGCGGAGGGAGUACACAGGUCUUCCUGGAGUCUCUCUGCUGCUUCCCCAAUCUCGCAAGCAGCACACCAUGGGGUUUGAAAAACUCCAACUCACACAUCUAUCCAAGAUGCCUGGGAUUCUCUUUUUUUCAUCUGAUUCUCUUAGGACCAAGCUCUAGGUCAGCCUUGCUCAUUAUCCUUCUAGGGCCCUCCUGUCUGUGGCCCUGGGGAGGGGCUCUGUGGCUGCAGACCACCAGCUGUUUUUACUCUAACAACUGGGUUUGGCCUCCCCCCCCCCCCCGCCCCACAUGAUCAGUAAGUUCUAUUUGCAAAGGCCACAAUCUUCAGGGGUGAGAGAAAAAUCUGAAAGACGUGGAGACCUGUGAGAAAACCAGGGCAAAGUAUCUCAGGCCAGAAGUGUGCUGUAACAUUGUGACAUUGUAACAUCCUGCAGAUGGAGACCCCACCCCCACCCCCAGUCCCCUUCCACCAGAGGCCGAAGCCUGAAAGCAGACAGUUGCUGUCCUUAUUCCCAGUAAAAGCCUCUGAUACUCUGCGAACAGCACACUGUGGGGACAGUGGGCAGCUCGGAACUCGGCUGACACCAGAGGUGGAACCAUCACUUCCUCCAGAGGGUGGACAUCCGAAGGAUGGACACUUUCUGUUAAGGCACAAGUGAGUCAGAGUAUUUUCCCAGAGCUGGGCUGGAGGGGGCCUGAGCUGGAAGUGACACUGUAAGACUGAGUCAGCACCCCCUGGGUCUGGAUAGUGGGAUCCCUCAGGGGACAAGGACGGGCAUACACAGAGAAGACCAUGGCCUUGUGACCACAGGAUUCAUGAUUUCUGAUACUGCUGAUCCAAUAUGCGCUCAAAUAAAUAAAGACUGUUAGUCAA